GCGGGUUUAAGAAUUCACUUUCUGAAGUCCGGUUUAACUUAAAACCUCGGUCUAAGUCGAGUCUAACUUGCGCAAAAUUUAGACUUCGCCUAGGGGUAGUUUAAACCAUGGUUUAACUUUCAAAAUGGCUGAUUUGCUAGCUGCCUUGCGACGGGGAGAGCAAAUGCUCGAAUGGAAUCAAAGACAGAUCGAGAGGCCAUUGGUGGAAAGGAAAAACCCCUUUCAUAUUUAUGAGAACAACGAAUUUCUGCAGCGGUAUCGCUUCACAAAGCAAACUGCGUUACACAUUAUCGAAGAACUGACGCCAGCUUUGGAGAGACACACAAGUCGCACUAAUGCGGUGCCAGUGCACCUUCAAGUUCUCACCGCCAUGCGUUUUUACGCAGUUGGCACGUUCCAAUUACUACAUGGUGAUGAGUGUGGCCUGUCUCAGAGUUCUUUGUCACGGAUAAUAGUUCAAGUGUCAACUGAAAUUGCUCGAUGGCGAAGAAGGUACAUUCACUUCCCGAAUACACCUGAACAGGUGGCACGUACUCAAGAAGAAUUUUUCCAAUACUGUGAUUUUCCAGGUGUAGUUGGUGCUAUUGACUGCACCCAUGUGCCUAUCAGAUGCCCUGGUGGAGAAAAUGCACAAAGAUUUAUCAACCGAAAAGGGAGGUUCUCUGUCAACGUCCAGGCAGUAUGCAAUCACAAUGGACUGCUAAUCAACCUUGUUGCCAGGUGGCCAGGAGGAACUCAUGAUUCCAGAAUAUUUAGAGAAUGCCAACUGAAAGAAAAUCUUGAACGAGAAAGUCAUGAAGAAAAAUGGCUUCUUGGCGACAGUGGAUAUCCAUGUCAGCCGUACCUUAUGACGCCUAUUCAAAAUCCAGUGGGGAGGGGAGAAAUCAGAUAUAAUAGAUCUCAAGUCAGAGGCCGCAACAUAAUUGAACGAACUUUUGGAAUGAUGAAGAGAAGGUUUCCCUGCAUGAACGAGCUUCGCUUGAAGCUCAAUACAACCCUUAUAACAAUUGUAGCAGUAGGUGUUUUAUGGAACUUGUCAAUUUUACGGAAUGAACCAGAGAUUGCAGGUCCAGAUGGAAUCCAAGUUCCAGGUGAUCAACUUCCUCCUCCAGGCAUGAAUAAUGUGGCUGGUCACCUGAGAAGACAACGGAUCAUUCAAGAUAAUUUUGUAUAAUCACACUUUGUCCACUUAAUUCAAUGAUGUUCAAUUGAAUGAGGAACACUUGUCUGAAUGUGCUCUGCAUAAUGCAUAACACUACUCUCAUUACAAUAGUAGCAGUAGUUGUGCUAUGGAACUUGUCAAUUUUGCGGAACAUCCGUUAACAUACUGUAUAUCCAUGUCAACCAUACCUCAUGACACCAAUCCAAAAUCCAGUGGGUAUAGGAUAGAUUAGGUACAACAGAGUUCACUCAGAUUGUAAUAUCAUUGAGUGUGUUUUGGGGUCGAUGAAGAAUUUGUUUCAAGGUAGCAAUAUUAACAUCAAAAUGAUAAAACAUGGUAAAUGCAGAUGAACAAUAAACGCUUUCCCAUGAUAAAUAGUUAAUUAGUAUCUUGCUGGUUUUGAAUGAGAUCUAGUUUCCUUUGCUGCACUUUCUUCUUCAUUUGUAGUAUCUCCAUCUUGACCUUUUGCUGUUCCUCGAGGUAACCAAGUUUAAUCCUCUGUUCAUCUUCAAUGAACUUCAUUCUCUGAUGAUGUUCCUCUAUUUUCAGACGAUGUUCCUCUUCAGCAUGUAAUUUCAGGGUUUCUUCAAGGCUUGGUGAUGAAGUUGUUGCUGCAGGAGUUGACACCCUUCUCUUUGUUUGUGAAUUCCUAUGAAAUAUGAAGCCAAACCAUCAAUUGUUACUGCAUAUUCUUAAAUUGCUGUUUGGGAAACGUUCAUUUUAUUGUAUGAUGUGUGAACUGGAACAAGUUUUCUACUCUGACAUAAUGAAAUAAUCUUAUCUAAAGUGUUAUAUGCCAUCCUAAAUUAUGACUGCACUCUCAUAUGCAAAAGAAUAAAGUGUACUCAAGGCUGAAAAUUAAGGGAUCUGCUUUACCUUUACAGAUUUAAUGCAUGAGGUGAAUAUUUUGCCGAUUUUUUUUUUCUUGCUGAAACAUUUUUUUGUUGCAAUGGAGACCUGUUCUUAAAUUCAGGUUUGAAAAUAUUGAAAUAACUUUGAUUUCAUGCAACAAAAUAUGGAAAAGGAAAGUGAGGACAUGACAUCAAUUUACUACCCAAUACAUAUUCACGAGUGCUAAAACAUGUAAUUGUUUUCACCAAGUAGUGCCAAACUUUCAAAUUCAAUAUUUUUAUUUCUUUUGAUUAAAUUUUCAGUAUUUUCCAUAUUUUUUUGUAAUUCAUAAUUUAUUGAUCUUUUUCGACUAGAGGUAAUUUGUUGAUGAUUAAGAUUUCAUCAUGUUCAGCCCAGAGUAUCCCUUUAAACUAAAAAUUUAAUCAAAUAAUUACCGGUAUAGCAAAAAGCUGUAUAGAUAUUUUGAAAAAUGUUCUGUAUUUUAAAUGAAUCAAUUGUGAAAUGCAUUCUGUGAGUUCUUCCAUAAAUGCAAUGAAUGUUAGAUUCAAAUAUUUUUCUAGUAUCUUGAUGUUUAUAUAUUCAUAUUUAUCUAUAUUAUAGUAUCUAUAAGAAAUCUUUUAUAGGAAUAUUAGAAAAUAUAAUUAGAAAUUGGAAAUGAAAAUUACCGUUUUACAGGAGUGACCUCAGUAGAAGUACUGCGAAGGGCAUUAGAGCUGGCAGAGGUGAUAGAGGGGUGGAUGAUAUUAGCAUCUGUGGUUGUGGACAGUGUUGGCUGAACCAAGUCACUUCUGCAAGAUUUAACAUUGUGCUGUGUUAAGAGAGCUAAAUGAAUUCAAAUACUCAAAUAAUGAAAUAUGACAAUUUAAUGUUAUCUUUCAUGAAAUUAAUAUUUAUAUCAUGACAUAUCUGACAUAUUUGCUUGAAAAAAAAUUAUUAAAAAAUUAAAUUAGAAAUUGGAAUUGAAAAAUACCGUUUUUCAGGAGUGACCUCAGUAGAAGUACUGCGAAGGGCAUUAGAGCUGGCAGAGGUGAUAGAGGGGUGGAUGAUAUUAGCAUCCGUGGUUGUGGACAGUGUUGGCUGAACCAAGUCACUUCUGCAAGAUUUAACAUGGUGCUGUGUUAAGAGAGCUAAAUGAAUUCAAAUACUCAAAUAAGGAAAUAUGACAAUUUAAUGUCAUUAUACUUAAACUUGAAACAUGUAUUCAAAUGUUUAUAGCAAACAGAUGUUAAGAAAUCUAGAAAGAUGUUCUGUAUCUAAAAGAAAAAAUUGUAAAGUAUAGUUAGUCUGUGAGUUAUUCCAUAAGUGCAAUGAAAACUGAAUAUACAAACAUAUUUUUCUAUUAUGAGGUUGCUAUAUUUAUAUUUAUACUGAAAUUUGUGUAUUUAUAUUAUGCAAUAUAUAUAUAUAUAUAUAUAUAUGUAUGUCUACAUCCUACAAAAGGGCAAAGUCUAUGAAUGGGUUUAUUCCGUCAUUAUACACGUAUAGACGUAAAGACAAAGGUAGCGGGCUUCAAGGCGAAUUACGAGCAAUGAAAGAAGACAAAUAAAAUCGCCUUAAACACAGAUGUAGAGAUUUAUAUGCGUAAGAAAUAUCAGAAAUAUUAUCUUUCAUGAAAUGUAUGCAUAUGACGUAUCUGACAUAUUUGCUUGAAAAAAAAUUAUUAAAAAAUUAAAUUAGAAAUUGGAAUUGAAAAAUACCGUUUUUCAGGAGUGACCUCAGUAGAAGUACUGCGAAGGGCAUUAGAGCUGGCAGAGGUGAUAGAGGGGUGGAUGAUAUUAGCAUCCGUGGUUGUGGACAGUGUUGGCUGAACCAAGUCACUUCUGCAAGAUUUAACAUUGUGCUGUGUUAAGAGAGCUAAAUGAAUUCAAAUACUCAAAUAAGGAAAUAUGACAAUUUAAUGUCAUUAUACUUAAACUUGAAACAUGUAUUCAAAUAUUUAUAGCAAAAAGUUGUAAGAAAUCUAGAAAGAUGUUCUGUAUUUAAAAGAAAAAAAUGUAAAGUAUAGUCAGUCUGUGAGUUAUUCCAUAUGUGCAAUGAAAGCUGAAUAUACAUGUAUAACAUAUUUUUCUAUUAUGAGGUUGCUAUAUUUAUAUUGAAAUUUGUGUAUUUAUAUUAUGCAAUAUAUAUAUUUAUAUAUAUAUAUAUAUAUAUAUAUAUAUUUAACAUAUGAUAUACAUGAAAUAUCUUUCAGAUUUUUGAAAUUAUUCUUAUAAUAAUUCAUAUAAAUGUCAGACAUAAAUCAUUUAAAAAGGGAAAGUAGAAUUAGAAAUUGGAGUUGAAAAAUACCGUUUUCCAGGAGUGACCCCAAUACGGGUACUGUGAAAUGCAUGAGACCUGGCAGAGGUGAUAGAGGGGUGGAUGCUGGUAGCAUCUGUGAUUGUGGACACAGUUGGCUCACUUCUGUAAGAAUCAAGAUUGUGCUGUGUUAAGAAAGCUAAAUGAAUUCAAAAACUCAAAUUAUAAAACCUGACAAUUAAGCAUCAUAAUUUUUAAAUAUUAAACAUGUAAUAAUAUAGGUGUAAAGAAAUUUAAAAAGAUUGUUCUUCAUUGAAAAGAACCAAUUGUAAAGUUUAGUAUUUGGGUCCUUCUAUUGGUGCAAUGAAUGUUACAAUAAAAAACUUAUAUGCAAUGAAUGUUAAAAUAUAAACUUAAUAUUAUUAUCUUGAUGUUGCUUUAUUUGUAUUUAUGUAAAUUUAUGCUAUUACAUAUGUUAUAUAGAUAUGCAUAUGAUAUAUCAGAAAAGUUUUUAUAUAAAAAUACAACAAAUAUAGUUGUGAAAUUGAAAUAAAAUUAGAAAUUGGAAUUGAAAAA
Messenger RNA from Lytechinus pictus (painted urchin), 4825 nucleotides. RefSeq names its product putative nuclease HARBI1. The transcript is spliced from 5 exons. The record is from RefSeq and is a predicted model, not a curated record. Bases 125 to 1174 code for a protein of 349 amino acids. Lineage: Eukaryota; Metazoa; Echinodermata; Echinoidea; Temnopleuroida; Toxopneustidae.